AUGUCGACAUUGUCCACCAGCGCUAGAAAACAGAAAGAGGACGACAUCGAGCGCCUAGUGAAAUGCCGGCUUCGUUCCGAGGUUGAGGCUCGCAAAGCUGUAGAAAGCACCAUGAAACGCGCAGUACAAGAGACACGGGAGUUGAAAAAAGAGCUCGUUCUUUUGCGCCAGGAAAAAGAGGAACUGCGCUUAGCCGCUCGAAAAAAUUUGCUUUCAGCUUCUAUUAGCAGUGGCAAGGAAACGACUCGAGGAGGCAGCGCUGGACCCAACCGAGACAACCAGAGUGGUAAGCAAGGCAGUAAUAAGACUCACAAACGAGUUGCAGCAGCAAGUCUCUGA
Molecule: messenger RNA, 339 nt
Organism: Phytophthora infestans T30-4
Lineage: Eukaryota; Oomycota; Peronosporomycetes; Peronosporales; Peronosporaceae
Exons: 3
Coding region: 1-339 (112 amino acids)
Source: RefSeq, a predicted model, not a curated record